Glycine soja is the source of this 2365-nucleotide messenger RNA. Its product is annotated as calcium/calmodulin-regulated receptor-like kinase 1. Gene Ontology annotation, molecular function: ATP binding; protein kinase activity. The transcript has 13 exons. The coding region runs from base 842 to 2131 and encodes 429 amino acids. The record is from RefSeq and is a predicted model, not a curated record. Gene Ontology annotation, biological process: protein phosphorylation. Lineage: Eukaryota; Viridiplantae; Streptophyta; Magnoliopsida; Fabales; Fabaceae.
ACCUCACGAAGAACGUGCGAGUCUGUCACCCGCAGCCAGCAAAACUAGCCUGCUUACUCCCUCUUGAGCUCUCUCGAACUUUCCAGGCCGCCCUCCGUCAAUAAGUUUGCCUUCCCUCGGUGAAGAGGUCCCUCGCGUGUGUGGUAGUUGAAGUGCUUAGUUCCCCUCAGUGAAGUCCUCCCUCGCGACGUUGCGUGUUCGGUUACACAAGUGAAAUUCGAUUCAAUUACCUUUGCAUUUUGGUCGAAGAGCUCGAUGGAUGUUGAGCCAAGACGAAUAAGAUUGUUGUCCAAUAGAUAUACUACCAACACACUUUUGGAUACUGCUGCUACCAUACAGAUUACAAGAUAGUAACCACUUAGUAAUCAAAGAGAAGGUAGGAGCAGAAGAUGCAUUAGCAAAUGGUUUUCCCUCUUUAGAGCCAAGAUCAAAAUUUGUUCUGUGCUACUUUCAAUCUAGUAUAUGAAACCCAUUGCAACUGAACUUGGAAUAUGAUGUGGACCUGAGAAGAAACCAAGCUAAGAGUUUUUUAUCCUACAAGGAGUUCGUUUUUCUUUUCGUUUUCAUUAGGUUGUGUGUAUUUGGGAUCCAAGAUCUAGAUCAAAGACUUUGAAGCUAAAUGGGCAUAUAGAUAACAUCACGGCCUUAUUUCUGGAUUCUACUAGCAAGUUUGUUAAUUGGACACCGUGGACCCAAUCAUUGCUGUGCAGAAGAGAAAAGCAAUGAGCCAAUGAAUGAAGUGAAGUGGUCCUUCGGCAAAUGAACGAGUUUGAAUCUACAACAAAGCCUAUAAAUGGAUUUGAUGAUCAAUAGGGAACAAUAGCAAAUCAGUGAAGAGGAUAUGAGAGAGGAGUCACUUGGACUGAUUAUUGGGGUUUCCAUAGGUGUGGUUAUUGGACUAGUUUUGGCAAUUUUUGCGUUCUUCUGCCACAGGUACCAUCGAAAGCGAUCACAGAUAGGCAAUAGCAGUUCUAGAAGGGCUGCUACCAUACCUAUCCGCACAAAUGGUGCUGAUUCUUGUACCAUUCUAUCAGACUCAACCUUAGGUCCAGAAUCACCGAUAAAGUCAGGAAGAAAUGGUAUGCCCUUCUGGCUUGAUGGGUUUAAGAAGAGUAGUAGCAUGAUCCCAGCGUCUGGACUACCUGAAUAUGCAUACAAGGAUUUGCAGAAGGCAACACAUAAUUUCACCACGGUCAUAGGACAAGGUGCAUUUGGUCCUGUUUAUAAAGCUCAGAUGUCUACUGGUGAGACUGUUGCAGUUAAAGUUCUUGCAAUGAAUUCUAAGCAAGGGGAGAAAGAAUUUCACACAGAGGUCAUGUUGUUGGGAAGGUUACACCAUAGGAAUCUGGUGAAUUUGGUUGGAUAUUGUGCUGAAAAGGGGCAACGUAUGCUUGUAUAUGUAUACAUGAGUAACGGUAGCUUGGCAUCCCACUUGUAUAGUGAUGUGAAUGAAGCACUGUGCUGGGAUUUGAGGGUUCACAUAGCUUUAGAUGUGGCACGAGGCUUGGAAUAUCUUCAUAAUGGGGCAGUUCCUCCUGUAAUCCAUCGAGAUAUCAAAUCUUCCAACAUUCUGUUGGAUCAAUCCAUGCUAGCCAGGGUUGCUGAUUUUGGACUUUCAAGAGAAGAGAUGGCGAAUAAGCAUGCAGCUAUUCGGGGUACCUUUGGCUAUCUUGACCCCGAGUAUAUAUCUUCAGGAACAUUCACCAAGAAAAGUGAUGUAUACAGUUUUGGGGUGUUGCUCUUUGAAAUUAUGGCUGGCAGGAAUCCUCAGCAGGGUCUUAUGGAAUACGUAGAGCUUGCAGCAAUGAACACUGAGGGAAAAGUUGGGUGGGAAGAAAUUGUGGAUUCUCACCUCCAAGGAAACUUUGAUGUCAAGGAACUCAAUAAAGUGGCAGCACUUGCCUACAAAUGCAUCAACCGUGCCCCAAGUAACCGUCCUUCUAUGAGGGACAUAGUGCAAGUGUUAACAAGGAUCCUUAAAUCAAGGCACCAUGGGAGUCAUCACAAAAAUUCCUUGUCAGCCACAGAUGAACUUUUCAUUGAUACUGAUCAGCUAGAGACCAAGAUUUCUGUUACUGACCACAGGAGAGAAGAGUCUAUGGAUAGUGUAGCAGAGGUGUAUGAAGUGUAGAAUAUGGUUUUACCAUAACCUCAUUUAUUUUUGUUACAUUUUAUUUUUCGAUAUUGCCUUUGGAUGUACAUGAUUGUAGAUUUGGUUUGUAUAUACUGCUUUGUAAAAUGUUCCAUCCAAUUUUGUGAUCUUUCCUCAGUUAUAUUGUCUUGCUGAAAUGAUACUCUAAAAAUUGUAUUAUUUUUUGUCUUGUUACGGGUAUCUUUCAAUCAAGUAAGUCAAAAAUUAAUUUUA